AUGACCGGCAUCCUCACCAGCCGCAUUGCCCGCGGGCUGCUGCCGCCGCUGGGGAACGUCCUGCUGUCGUCCUGCGCCGUCUGCUACUAUGAGACGCUGCUGGCGGACGGCGUCUUGGCUCGCAUCAUCCCCGACGCUGCCUGGCCGGACCUGGCUGUGUCGCCCUCCGGGCCCUUCUCCAUCUCCACCUUUGCGCUGUCGCUGCUGCUCGUGUUCCGCACCAACAGCAGCUACAACAGGUGGAGCGAGGCCAACGCGGCGUGGAGCUCUAUUGUGACUGACUGCUGCCAGCUGGGCCGCCUGGCGGUGCAGCGGCUGCCCGAGGAGGACGCAUGUGUGCAGCGCGCCCUGCGGCGGUGGCUGUGCGCCUUCCCCGUCGCCGUCAUGUGCUACGUGCGGGAGGAGGAGGGCGCGCUGCAGGGGCUGCUGCAGGGGGUGCUGCUACCCCACGAGCAGCAGCUGCUGCUGCGGUCCUCCAUGCGGCCGCAGACGGUGCUGCAGGUCAUCGGCAGCCUCGUGGGCAGGAGCAGCCUGCCAGGCGACGCCAAGGGGCGCUUCGACGAGCACCUGAAGAGCUUGCAGGGCGCCUUCCAGUCGUGCGAGAAGCUGCUCAGGACGCCCCUGCCGCUCAGCUACUCGCGCCACACGUCGCGGUUCCUCGUCACAUGGCUCACAGCCCUGCCCUUCUGCUCGUGGCAGGUCGUCGGAUGGGCCACGGUGCCGGUGGACCUGAUACUGGUGGGUGCAGCUGCUGUUUGGCGGCCAAUGUUUGGCUCUUGGCUCACCCCCUGA
Molecule: messenger RNA, 792 nt
Organism: Monoraphidium neglectum
Lineage: Eukaryota; Viridiplantae; Chlorophyta; Chlorophyceae; Sphaeropleales; Selenastraceae
Exons: 8
Coding region: 1-792 (263 amino acids)
Molecular function (GO): chloride channel activity
Source: RefSeq, a predicted model, not a curated record